AUGGAUGGAAACAAACAUGAGCUUUCUGCCGUGGCCCUGACCACCUCGGGACCCCACGAUAUCUCAGCAGGGAGCUCUCACCCUGAAAUGGACAUGAUAACGCCAGAGCAGCUGCAGGAGAUGAUAUGGUUUUUCCGUACAGAAGACCCUUCCAUGUGGAAUUACUGCAUUCUAGCCCUGUCGUUUGCGGUUCUUCUCCUAGGCAUUGUACUCGUGGCAAUCAAUACCAUGGCAAACAGGAAUCGGAAGGCCACACUGUCCCACAGUGAAGAGUACAAAGCCGCCCAGCCCGACGGGACAGAAAUCAAGCAAGCGUUUGUGUCCCUGAAGGAAGACGCUGCCGCAGAGGGUUUGCUUCCAGGAGUCUACAAUGCGGGGGAGGUGACAGUCCAGUGGAAGGACGGGAACGUCACAACUCUGUACCCAGGCGUGGCUGAAGAGGAUGUAUAA
Molecule: messenger RNA, 450 nt
Organism: Euleptes europaea (tarantolino)
Lineage: Eukaryota; Metazoa; Chordata; Lepidosauria; Squamata; Sphaerodactylidae
Gene: SLC51B
Product: solute carrier family 51 subunit beta
Exons: 3
Coding region: 1-450 (149 amino acids)
Biological process (GO): bile acid and bile salt transport
Cellular component (GO): plasma membrane
Molecular function (GO): protein heterodimerization activity; transmembrane transporter activity
Source: RefSeq, a predicted model, not a curated record